This is a messenger RNA of Dendronephthya gigantea, 2577 nucleotides long. RefSeq lists its product as uncharacterized. The transcript is spliced from 25 exons. The coding region runs from base 119 to 2533 and encodes 804 amino acids. Gene Ontology annotation, biological process: L-arabinose metabolic process. The record is from RefSeq and is a predicted model, not a curated record. NCBI's taxonomy places the organism in Eukaryota, Metazoa, Cnidaria, Anthozoa, Malacalcyonacea, Nephtheidae. Gene Ontology annotation, molecular function: alpha-L-arabinofuranosidase activity.
UGUGAAGAGAAUUGAUUCUUCAUAAAGAUCACAGUUAAGAUCAAGUGAUGCCUAGUGGUCUGCUUAAGCGAUAUGUGAUCAAGAUUUUUCAAGUUGUUUCCUUCCAUUGGGAAGUGCAAUGUUUUUUACGAUAUCUGUGUUAUUAUAUCUCGGGAGUAUUAUACAAUUCACCGAAGGGUCAUCGAAAUCAAGAUGUGCUGUUGUAAUAUUUGUCAACCAGUCCUCAUUUAAAAGUGCGGCAGAUCUCACAGAUUACGUGGAAAACAUUCGGGGCCUUUCCACUGACCGCACUAGCGUAUAUUUCUCUGAACAACCAGAUCUAUUUAAAGUGAGACAUGGACUUUUCAUUCAAGCCCCUGGAUUGUUUGCUUUGGAGUCACAAAAAAAUCCAGGAAAAUAUCUACGAAGGGCAAAUCAUACAAUAGUCUUGGAGGAUGAACAAUCAAAUGAUGAAUUCAAAAACGAUGCGACAUUUUUAAUGGAUCAUGUUGAGAGGAACGAAAGCUACACCACUCUAAAGCUGUUCUCACAUCGCUCUUGGAAACUGUCAGAACCUCCGAAUACUCAGGCUCCACUUUUCUUUCGUGAUCACACGGACAGUACGACUCCAUCGAAAACAUCUGAACUUCUUGUUGUCGCUCAGCCAUGCCCGGAGAACGAUGAUGUAAAACAACCUGUUGUCAAAUCAUCCAAACCCGAACCAAAGAUUAAAUCAACUUCGUUUAAAUCAGGUCCAAGAAUUGGCAACAUUCAUCAAGGUGGUAAUCACGUCACUGAAAUGCCUCCACUUCCAACUGAUGCAGUUUUGAAUGGAAACGAUAAGACAAAGUAUUUGACAGCUAUAACAAAUCAAGGGAAAUGGAAGACCAUUCCUAAUGAAUAUUCCUUUAAUAAUUACGAAGUACCAAGUUUUGUUAUGAAUUCUUUAAUUGAAAACGCCAAAACUGCUAGCGAUGGAGUAGAAACCCCGGGGCCUGGAACGAAUCAAGCUUCAAUAGUAACAAAUAAAUCACCACCACAACAACCAAUUACAGAGCAUAACAACCUUUCACCAACGACCAAGCAGAAAAUAAGUGAACUUUCUAGUUUGAUAAGUGAUCCUGACAUUGAUGACAUUGAAAACAAUUUAAAGGAUCUUCAAUAUGGUAGUAAGGGAUGUAAAUUGUUAGUAGCUGAAGACACGAUGGAAGAAAACGCAGCUUUCAAAGAUUCAGUUGCACAACCCAAGUCUAAGAAAGAGUGUUUGGACGAGUUUCCAGAAGCGUGCCUCGAGAUGGCAAAGAAAGGAUAUUGUUUGGCCUUCAAGUCACUCAUGUCUUCUGUUUGUCGUAAAUCAUGCAACCUUUGUUCCCGGUUGUUAGACACUGGAUUUACGUCGUGUACGAAGACUUGUGGUGGAGGACGUCAAAUGAGAAUGAUCAAAAUAAACCGUCGUGAAUAUUUGCAAACUCGUCGCUGUAAUGCACAUCCCUGUCCUAUAAAUGGAGGCUACAGUGAAUAUGGUCCAUACACUGAGUGUAGUGUUACCUGUGGGGAGGGGGUCAAGUAUCGAAGACGAACAUGCACUCAUCCUAGACCUAAGUUCAAUGGUAAAUCAUGCCGAAGACUGGGGCCUUCGAUUGAAUCUAAACCUUGUAAUGGUCACCCAUGUCCUAAUAAAGAUAGCGACAGAAAGAAACCUAGAAAUAAAGAAAAGACAAAGAAAAUACAUCAUUCUCAUAAACAAAAGGCCGCUCUUCACAUUGAUGGACCUCACUCGAGCGAAGUUCAUCACCAUUCCAUUUUAUUAAAAGGAAAGAAAGUCGCCAACUUGCGCUGUACACCGAAGAGCGGAGAAUUAAAAAGCGUUAUUCAAGAUUCUCCCACAAAACGAUUCACUAUUCAUCAUUUACGAAAUAAUUCUGUCGAUAAAUCAAAGAAAAGCAAUGUCGAAGAAAGUGAAAUUGUAUAUAAUCAUGAAGGCCUUCCUGUUGAUACGGCGAAAACUGUCGUGAAGGCGUUCAAAUCGCCGUACAAGAUCAUUUUAGCACGAAAAGGUCACAAUAAUAUGAAACUAUUGGAGGAAUGUGUUCAAGUUGAAGAUGAAAUGAGGAAAAACGACGAGACAUCGUAUACAGAAGGAAAACAUCAUGGUGGUAAUCUUAUUUAUACAAGACCAAACGAAAAAUCGUAUUCAGAUUUCAAUGAAUACAAAUUUGAGACUGGGAAUAUUGCCACACCAGAAGUAACGGUAUCCCACAAUGACGAAGAUCAUGAUGAUUAUUCAUCUCCAUUAAGUGAGAAGCUUUUUGAUGAACCUAAAGGAUUUGAUGACAUUUUAAGUAAACUAAAUUCAAUCAGCCCAAGAAUCAAUGAUCAAUUGAGUCAGGAACAAAACUUGGAAAAUUCAAUAAAAAUGGAAGCUGCAAGACCUGUUGACGCUAUGGCAUUCACUGGUGAAGAAAAUAACGAUGAAAGGGAAGGGGUUGAUACGAGUUCCAAUAAAGAUAAUUAUGAAUAUGACGUGCAAUCAGUGCCAGAGGCAAAGAGAUGACAAGUCAUAAACGUAGAGUUUUCGAUGCUUCCUUGCUUGAAACG